This is a messenger RNA of Talaromyces stipitatus ATCC 10500, 1628 nucleotides long. Its product is annotated as SNARE complex subunit (Tlg2), putative. The transcript is spliced from 4 exons. Lineage: Eukaryota; Fungi; Ascomycota; Eurotiomycetes; Eurotiales; Trichocomaceae. Gene Ontology annotation, cellular component: SNARE complex; endomembrane system; membrane. Gene Ontology annotation, molecular function: SNAP receptor activity; SNARE binding. The record is from RefSeq and is a predicted model, not a curated record. Bases 213 to 1457 code for a protein of 414 amino acids. Gene Ontology annotation, biological process: vesicle fusion; vesicle-mediated transport; intracellular protein transport.
AACGAUAACAGAUUCAAGUCGGUUGAGUCGAUAAAUAACACGAUCAACGCCCUGCGCUUUAUUAGGAGAACUGUGACCGUCCGAUAGUCCAUCCCUGAAUGUCCAUACGACGUCAUUGAAUCCCGCAUCAGCAACAUUCAUACAUCUAUUUGAUUAUGAUAAAGCACAACAAACACCGAGAUAAUUGAGCUUGACAAGCUAGAUCUGCCACAAUGUGGCGUGAUCGGACAAACCUCUACAUCUCCUACCGUCAAUCAUUCGCCCAUCAUCCAACCAAGAAGCCACGCUACUUCGGCCCAUCCCAAGGCUUCUCCGAUACCACAUUACUAUCCGAGGAGAGAAGAGGUCUCAUCGCCGGAGCGGCCGACGGACUAGAAGACGACGGCGAUGCAGUUAUUGAAAUGGACCUAUUGCCCCCUCGAUGGGUAGACGUACAAGAAGAAGUAACCGAGACAUUGGCCGAUAUUGCACAGAAAUCCGCACGACUCGAUAAACUACACCAGAAACAUAUACUACCUAGUUUUGGGGAUGAAGGCGCGCGAAAGGAAGAAGAAACGAUUAUUGAGCAAUAUACGCAGGAGAUCACGAGGGGAUUCCAUAGUUGUCAAAAGGCGAUUCAGCGGAUUGAUGCGCUAGUGCGCGAGCAGAAGCAGCUUGGUUCCGUGACGAAAGGGGAUGAGACGAUGGCGAAGAAUAUUCAAAUUUCGCUUGCAGCGAGGGUUCAGGAGGCUAGUGCGCGGUUUAGGAAGAAACAGAGCACGUAUUUGAGAAAACUACGAGAACUAGAAGGCAUGGUCUCCCCGUUUGAGCGAGUCUCAACACCAAUUCAAUCCCAAUACUCCGACCCCUCACUUAUGGAAUCCGACGCCGACAAAUCUUUCUCCCAGUCAACUCUACAACAAACUUCCCAAAAACAACAGCAACAGCUCACCGUCAGCGGCGCAAAUGAUGUUGCAAUCGCUCAACGGGAGCGCGAAAUCAACGAUAUCGCAAAAGGUAUCAUUGAAUUAUCCGAUAUAUUCCGUGAAUUGCAAACCAUGAUUAUCGAUCAGGGCACUAUGCUAGACCGCAUUGAUUAUAAUGUUGAGCGCAUGGCUACGGAUGUUAAACAAGCUGAUACGGAGCUUAAAGUGGCAAGCAACUAUCAACGCAAAACAACAAAACGCAAAAUAAUCCUCCUCCUCAUCCUGAUCAUGAUCGGGAUGAUCGUCCUCCUCGCCCUAAAACCGAAACGACAUAAUAAUAAUAGUAAUAUUCCCGACACAACCACCCCUCCUCAAGAGGACGUCCAAAACGAUCAACAAAUACCACCGCGGUUAUCGCGUAGAAUAGCCCGAUCUCUGGAAGACGGCGCUGAUGAUGAUAUCUUUGGUGCCAGGCACCUGUAUUGGCAAAGGGAUAAUAGGAAUAAUUAUCAUGAGUUUGAUUCGUUGUUUUCGUCUGGGUUGUUGAUUUAAAUCAGACUUGUUUUUGGUCUGUUGUCUAUAUUUUGAGGUGUGUUCAUAGUGUUCAUCGUGGAAUAUGAUGAUGACUCGACAUCGGUGAUCAGCGCCGUUCUCCAUUGAAGCGUUUUUGUUGGUUGAUAGUAUUGUUUCUUUUUUGGAUUGUACCAUAUUGACUAAAGUCGG